Molecule: messenger RNA, 1335 nt
Organism: Hippocampus zosterae (dwarf seahorse)
Lineage: Eukaryota; Metazoa; Chordata; Actinopteri; Syngnathiformes; Syngnathidae
Gene: fam133b
Product: family with sequence similarity 133 member B
Exons: 11
Coding region: 146-931 (261 amino acids)
Source: RefSeq, a predicted model, not a curated record
UGGCCCGACUCAUUUCUCAUCGCAGAAGGAGACGAAGCUCCUAGCAAGAAAACCCGUUUUGAUGUAGCCGUUUACCAAUAACUAGGAACAAAAACACUAAUGUUCAUGCAUUUUGCUCGAUUCCCCCUCUGUUAAUUAAGCCAAAAUGGGCAAGAGAGACAAUCGAGUGGCCUAUGUAAAUCCAAUUGCUGCUGCAAGAUCCAGGGGGCCGGUACAGAACUCAGGACCCACCAUACAGGAUUAUUUAGGCAGACCUCGGCCAACAUGGGAAGAGAUAAAGGAGCAGCUGGAGAAGAAGAAAAAAGGCUCACGAGCCUUGGCUGACUUUGAGGACAAAAUGAAUGAGAGAUGGAAGAAAGAGUUGGCAAAGAACCGAGAAAGGCUUUUAGGCGCAAGUGACAAGGACAAAGAAAAAGACAAAAAGGCAGGAGAGCGAGAACGAGAGGAGAAGAAAGAUAAGAAGGAGAAAAGGGAGAAGAAGAAGAAAUCCAGUAGGCAUUCUUCAUCUUCUUCCUCCUCCUCAUCGAGUUCUGAUUCCUCCAGCAGCUCCUCCUCAGAAUCUGAAGACGAGCCCGAAAAGAAGACCGUGAAGAAAAAGCGGAAAAGAAAGAGGUCGUCGGCCAGAAGAGCAUCAGAUGACUCGGAUGCAGACUCAGAUGCCGAAAGAAAGAAGAAAAAGAAAAGACUCAAGGAAGAAGGCGAUAACAAUAAGGAUGACAAAAGCCAUCGAAGGAAAAUAAAAAGUGAGCCAAAGUCAUCUGCCGAGUCGGAUGGAGAUGAAAUGGCUGACACCAAGAAGAAGAAGAGAAAUAGUGAGGAAAAAGAGAAAAUCACAGACAAAUCGAAGAAAAAGCGGAAAAAGAAGCACAAGAAGCACAGCGGGAAAAAGAAGAGGAAGUUUGCAUCUCCGUCGGACUCUGAGCUGGACUAGCUCUGACACGACUGUUUCAUACAUACUCCUGCAAUUUUAGCUUUUUAAAUGUUUUUUUUUUGUUUUGUUUUUUGGACCACCAGAAACAUCCUGCUCAGAUUGCGACAGUUGCGGUGCUGUGCUGAGGUUGUGAAGCCUUGUUGAAUCAGGUGCAUCUUCUUUUUUUGAGGUGCUAUUAGAUUUCUUGACAGCACUUGCCACCGCCCAUUUUACUGAACUUUCAUUCUGAGGAAUUAUCUGCUUCCUCUUUCGCAUGUCGAGCUCAACGCUUGAUUUCACGCCAGCCUCAUAUUGAAGUUGGACCUGUACGAUUAAAAAAAAAAAAAGCGUCUCCGUUCGUUGCUGCGCAAUUGUGCACGUGUAUGAAUUGGGAGUUCAUGAAUAAAGUCACCUUUUAUCCGUCA